AUGUCAUCAGAAGGAGAUGUUUCCAUUGAAAUGAGUGUUGUCGAGACAACGGUCUCUGCCGAAAUAAUUUCAUCCAUGAGCAUUGAGGAGGCUUUGGUUGCCGUCCUUAGGCAAUCGCGCAUCCACAAUGGCCUUGCCCGUGGACUCCGUGAAUGUGUUAAAGCACUUGAUCGCGGAACUGCACAUCUUUGCAUUUUGGCAGAAAGCUGCGACGAAGCCGGAUAUGUCAAGCUUAUUACUGCGCUUUGUGCCGAGCACUCCAUCGAUCUUAUCAAGGUCCCGGAUGGCAAGAAGCUUGGAGAAUGGGUUGGGCUUUGCAAGUAUGACGACAACGGGGUUGCACAGAAGAUUGUCUCGUGCUCGUCCGCUGUGAUUCGUCAGUUUGGUGAAGAAAGCGAGGCAAUGCAUGUGCUAGUUCAGCACCUCAAGGGCCGCAACUGA
This is a messenger RNA of Mitosporidium daphniae, 441 nucleotides long. Its product is annotated as 40S ribosomal protein S12. The transcript has a single exon. Gene Ontology annotation, molecular function: structural constituent of ribosome. Gene Ontology annotation, biological process: translation. The record is from RefSeq and is a predicted model, not a curated record. Gene Ontology annotation, cellular component: ribosome; cytosolic small ribosomal subunit. Lineage: Eukaryota; Fungi; Microsporidia. The coding region runs from base 1 to 441 and encodes 146 amino acids.